Plutella xylostella (diamondback moth) is the source of this 3932-nucleotide messenger RNA. RefSeq lists its product as uncharacterized. NCBI's taxonomy places the organism in Eukaryota, Metazoa, Arthropoda, Insecta, Lepidoptera, Plutellidae. The record is from RefSeq and is a predicted model, not a curated record.
CUAUGACCAUCAGUUGUUGUUUGUGUCAGGGAAGGAGUGGUUGUGUUGUUUUGAAUUUAUUUCGAUUAUUUUAUUUUGGCCGUAGAUUGUAGUAUACUUUCCAUAAAUUUACACUAGAGACCCUGUAGUUUUUAGUGAAGCACAGGAGAUCUUUCUGUUAUAGAAUAAUAUUUUUAAACCCCCGUUUUCACAAUGCAAGAAACCGUUACAAAUACAAAUGAGAGAAAAACCCUGUUUUCCUCGUAUUUCGACAUCCUGGAGUCUAAAGAGAAGCAGGCACAGGAGGAGCGCCAGCUGCAGGAGGAGAAGUAUCUGAGAAGGACCCAGAAGAUAUACGAAUUUCAUGAGCGGCAACGUCGCGAGGCCGUCGAGCUGCGUCGCUGCCUGGACUACGUCUCGUCGCACGCGCACGUCCUCGAGACCGUCCUCCGCGGCUCCGGCACGGCUGGCGAGGGCCCGGUGCCUCUCAGCGCGGCGCUCGUGAGGCAAGCGGCAACGCUGCAGAGGUGCAUGGCGCAGUGUGUGGCGAAUGCGAGCAAGAUUAGACAGCUGUUGACGGCCACGCAUCGCGAUCAGAUGGACAGUAUGCUGAAUAAGAUGGAAAACGAGCUACGCAGUUGGACGGCGUUCCUGCACCGCGCCGUGGACGCCACCUACAACACCGAGAUCGUCGUCGAUAACCUCCACAAUAUGAUCGCGGAGCAGCGUCGAUACGUGCGCGAAGUAUCCUCCAGCACGGUCCUGACCUCCCUGUGCGCGGAGGGCGAGGGGGGCGCGGCGGGGGACGGGGAGGGUUCCCCCCGCGACCGCCGCCCGCCCUCCAACAACGCGUGUAGCACGCCCAUCGCGCGCGACUGAGGAAUAAUGCGCCUGCUGUGCGCCACCGCAGGCUGUCUUCAACCCUCUCCUACGCAUGUUUAGAGGCUCCUACACAUAGUGCCGGCGGCUGUCAACAGUAGGGAUGCCCGAUUUUUAGGCUUGAAUCGAUCUUAUGGAUCGUAAUGGAUCGUAACUCCGUGAUUCGAUUCUCGAUCUAGAUCGUAUGGCUUUGAAUCUCGAUCUUGGAAGAUCGUAUCAUAAAAUUUAUUUUUGUGUACAUUCUUGAUAUAAAUUGUAUGGCUUUGAAUCGAUCUAAAAAAAUCGGUAGAUCGUAUUGCCGUGAAUCGAUAGAUCUACCAGAAGAUCGAUUCAGAUCGGGCAUCCCUAGUCUACACUCUACAGCCAAGCCGCCGGCAAUGCAUAGCCGCUCGGCAUGUGUGUAGAAGGCUUAGGCACGUUUUGUUUCGAUGCUAGAUAAGUCUAGGUGUUGUGUGCUCAAAGCUACGAACAGUAUUGUUAAGCCUCGGCGUGUUAUGUAUUGUAGAGGAUUUGUAGUUUAGAGUUGGUGGACGCUUAUCGUUGGAAACUAUUGAUAAAAAUACACUCGAAACGUUCCGCCGAACUAUUGCAGAUCGAUACCCGAAUAGCUGUAGCGGCUAAUCAAUAAACAUAAAAAGUACAUGAGCCGGUAAAACCGCGUCUAUUUAUAUUUUAGAGACUAAUUUCGCUCGGAAAAGAUGUUAGUCGCGUCCGACGGUUUACGACACGUUGCCGAGUCAUUAAAUCUAUAAAAGUGUCGUUUGAACAUCGCCCGUGAAAGUUUGGCGUGUUCCGCCGCUUUAUAAUGUGUCAUUAGAAAAGCGCGGCUAUUAUUGAUAAUGGGAGGAUUUUGCGAGUAGGUACAAAGUGUGAGGUCGAAUCACUGCCUUGCCGAAUGUGUUCAACUAACGACAUCUGUGGGCUCAUUCUUGAAACAUUUAUUGAUUUUUCGUAUUGCUUUUAAAAUACUAGCGCACUUGAGAUGUCUAUGAUAAAUGGGUUUGAAUGGUUAGAUUCGAUUAGUGUAUUUUUGCGCAUGAUAUUCCUAGUUUCGCUUACGUCAAUAUUAAAGUUGUAUCAAGAGUAAGCCUGAAGGUCGAAACUAUCGUUCUUUAUAUUCAUGUUCAUGAUAUCGCUGUUAACCUGUUUCCCACAAAAAUAUUUUUAAAAUGUACACUAUUCAUUAGGACGCGAGAUAAGCAUGCAUAUUGUAUGUGAAAUUUUGAAUAUAAUGGAACAAUUUAAGUAGGUAUAUAAAAAUAGCAUACGUUGUUGUGUCGGAUUUCGUCGUCUUGCUUCUUUAUAUUUUAACGUUAGUAAUAUUUUUGUUUAACUGUAAGAAUGCCUUAGUUACUAUCAUCGAAAUAUUUUACUAUACAUUUAUCUAUCCUUAGCGGUGGUACAGUUAGAAAUUAGUAUAAACAUGGUUUGUGGUGUGUGCACUCAUUGUUUGUUGAAGUUCACAAAUCAUAAACAAUUUAGGAUAAGUUUUUUUUAUGUAUUUACAUUUUUCUCUUGCCCUUAUAAAUUGAUCUGAUUUUAAAGAUACGUUACGGAGGCACCUUUCUCUUAUUUUAUAUGUAAAUCUCUGUGUUAUGUAUAACAUAAUGUAUCUGCUAUUAUGUAUAGUACAAGUAAAGCUUUGGUAGAGGUAGUAUAUUCAUACAGGGUGCUGUAAGACGGUAGGUAUUGUGAGAGAAAAGUUUUGAUAAUUUUGGAAAUACACAAUAACCUCCUUAACACCCUGUAUUAUAUACGUUUCAAACAGUAUAAAGUUGUGGCCAAAUUUUUCGUAGAUAUACAUACCUGUGUCGUUUUUUAAGAAAGCUACCUCUCUUUUAUAAAACAUUCUUUGUUACAUUAAUAAACUUACCAACCUACAUAAAAAGUAAGACACAACAAUGACAGUAUUUUUUCACAUUUAUAAUCUUUUUCCUGUAUAAAUAUAAAAUUUUAUCUUCAAUAAAUAUAAAUUAAAUACCUUAUGUGAUUUGCUAAAUGUAUUUUUUAAAGAUAAUGAGAUUUGCUUAUUGUGUGUGAUAGAAUGUCAACGAAAAUUAUUAAAAUAUUUUAUCGGACAUUAUAAAUGUAUUUCAUAUCUUUGUAUUAAUAUAGUCGCGGGACCCCGAACCAUUUAAUGUUGUUGUUGUGAAUGUUAAAGAUGCUAUUGAUAUAAUCAAUUUACUAAUCGUAAUUAGCUUUCAAUGUACGCGCCACAUAAUAAUAGACAAUAUUGCCUAUUGUUUCCCAGCAUGAGUUUAACCAGGUCACAUUAAGCAAUAGAGUCCAUUAUUGUGUGGCCGCCGCAUAUAUUGCCUGUUCAGAGUGUUUCUUAGAUUUUUGACUAAAAGAGAGAAUUACUAUAUAUGGAUGUUGUGUGUAGUUAGAUGUGUAGAGAUAUCGUUAUUUCAUAAAGUAUUUGUUAUUGAAAUUGUAUGGCAUAACACGACAUGUGGUUAAGAUCUGGAUCGCACCGUUUUUUUUACUUUGUACCUUAUACACUGAGUUGUUAAGGUUGGUUUUCAUGUCGUCGAUUUCUUGGAAAGACAAAACACUGCCUUUUGCCUAAACGGAUCUUAGUGCAUUAUUACAAUAUACGUGUCUUUGCUAAUUGUGUUCAAAUAAAGCAUUUACUAUAGAGUUGGAUGCAACUUACGCUAGUUAAUUAUUACUAACUAUAUUCUCACUCGUUCGUAGAAAUGUGUAGGACGUAACAUUUUGAAAUAAAAUACCGUUUUCAUACUUUGUGAUGUAUUUUCAAUAUUAUAAACGUUUGAACAUUGUAUAUUGUUUCUAAUCUCUACAAUCUCUAUGUCAGUUAUAAAAAUAUAUAAAAUGUAUUAAGUACAUUGUACUAUCGCACGCGCAUAAAUAAUACAAAACAUAAUUUCAAAUCAAUUUUAAGUAAAGUUCAAAAUUCAUGAUUUGAAGAAAGUGAUAAAAUAUCUGCCCAAAAACUGUUUUAUAAAUGAUGCGCGUAGCUAUACACAAUGUCCACACAUUCCGUAGUACGUAUACAUAAUAUUUUGUGGUACAACUUAACUAUUGUAAAUAUAUGGAUAUUUUAAAAUAAA